UGUUCCCUGGAUUGUGCGCCACAGCAGACCAAGACCGGGGCAGACAGUAGUACAGCAACGGCAACAUUUACUCUGACCGGAGGACGACUGCUCUCAGUCCCUGAGGUUUACUGCUGUUGUGCAGAGUCCCUUAAACUGAGCCCGCAGCAUACUGCUUGUGCAUCCCUGAAACAUUUUCAGAACACUGGUUUUGAAGAACAUUUCAAAAGCACCACAGCCUACGAGGUCGUGAAGUCGAUUGUGUUAACCCCCUUUUUUCCUCCAAGAGACGCACAAAAGACGCACUCCCAAGUCCACCUGGAUAGCUGACGAAGCCGUCCGGUCCUGUUCGAGGUCCAGUGGGGACAGAAGGAGAGGAGAAGUUAGCGCGCGGAAGGCAAGAGCAAGAAAGAGAGGAAGACAGGAUGAAUCUCAAGACUCAUCUGAUUUUCACCCUCUACACUAUUUAUGGGAUUCUUCUGAAAGUGAUGGCUUCAAAAGGCAAAGUUCGAGGCAUCAGCGGUCAGUACCCUUUGGUUCAGAAUAUGACGGUGACAGAGGGUGGGACGGCGAACCUGACCUGCCGUGUGGAGUAUAAUGACAACACCUCCCUCCAGUGGUCAAACCCAGCACAGCAGACCCUCUUUUUUGGGGAUAAGAAAGCUUUAAGGGACAACAGGAUUGAGCUGGUGCAUGCGUCUUGGUCGGAGCUGACCAUCAGCAUCAGCGACGUGACGCUGUCUGACGAAGGCAUGUACACCUGUUCUCUCUUCACCAUGCCUGUCAGAACAGCCAAGGCCUACCUGACUGUUCUCGGUGUGCCAGAGAAACCAGAGAUCGACGGCCUGACGAAGCCCGCCAUGGAGGGAGACUACAUCACUCUGACCUGCAUCACUCAGGGCAGCAAGCCUGCCGCCGACCUGCGCUGGUUCAGGAACGAAAAGGAGAUUAAGGGUGCCAAAGAAGUGAAUGCAAGCGGGAAGACAUUUACAGUACGGAGCUCUCUGCAGCUGCACGUGGACAGAAAUGACGAUGGGGUGGCCUACACCUGCAAAGUGGACCAUGUGGCACUCGCACAGACACCACAGCAGGCCACUGAAGUACUGGAGGUCCACUAUGCUCCUCGUGUGGAGAUCAUCCACUCCCUCGCGGUCCCUCAGGAGGGUCAGUACUUAAAGCUUGAGUGUGUGUCCAAAGGAAACCCUUCGCCGGAUCCUGUGCUGUGGACAAAAGACGGGGGUGAACUUCCUGACCUGGACAGGAUGAUUGUAGAGGGGAGGGAGCUCACCUUUACUUCACUCAACAAGACAGACAAUGGCACCUACCGCUGUGAAGCCAGCAACCAUCUAGGGACCAGCAGUGCUGAAUAUGUUCUCUAUGUCUAUGACGUCCCCACAACCUUGCCUCCAUCCACCACUCCCCCCCUACAUCCCAUCCCUCCAGAUCCUACCCACGCCUCAGACCCCACAGUCACAGGCAACAGAGAUCCCAACGCCGUGGGGCAGCAUGGUACUGACCAUGCCUUGAUCGGAGGAGUGGUGGCUGUGGUGGUCUUUGUCACCUUGUGUUUAAUCAUUGUUCUGGGAAGAUACCUGGCCAGGCAUAAAGGAACGUACCUGACAAACGAGGCCAAAGGGGCGGACGAUGCACCCGAUGCCGAUACAGCCAUCAUCAACGCUGAGGGCAACCAUGCACACGCAGAAGAAAAGAAAGAAUACUUCAUUUAGACUGCAGAGGGAGCUGUGCAGCUCUCUCCUUCCCCUUUCAGUCUCUAUAAAUCUUUCUCUCUCUCUGUCUCCCCCUUUUCUUCUCCAUCUCUGACCACUGUCCCCGUCGUGUCAAUGAGGAACCUGCGGGCAGUCUCCAGACAGAGAGGUUCCCCAAGUGUUUUCCCAUUAUUGCCUUUUGUUGAACCCAUUUCUGUCAUUUACAUCUUAUCCUUUCAUUCUUUCUUUCCGCAGUCCUUCACAGUCAGCAGCUUGCCGGUGCUGCUGAAGUUGUCCCCUUUCUUAUAUUAUUCCUCAUCUUUGACAUGAAUGCCUGAAAGUCUGCAUAUCUGCUUCUUACAUGAGCCCUUGUUCAUCCUUUCUCCUGUUUCCCUCCGAGCAGCCACCCAAACACAUCUUAUAUCCCCUUUGUUCACACACGUCCACAAACACAUAUCAUAUCUCACAUCAACACGGUGCCUAAAAAUACAGACGCCAUUGAAUUUCUGUCAAUGCCUUCAUGUAUUGUCUGUCAGUAGCGAUGUAAAUGCUUCAUAGAUGGUUAACUGGACCAUCAUUUCAUUGCUUAGCUCACAGCUUUUGAUUAUGCAUUGCGUCCUUUUUUUUAUUUAAAUGAAAAAUCUUUGCUGUUUACGCCUUAUACAUGUCUAUCACACUGAAUAUGGUAUUUUUAGACGACCCACCUUCCCCCAGCACCAUCCCCUCUAAAUAGACUUGUAAUUAAACAGUUGACCCUAAGAUAAGAAGAAGGUUUCGUGUAACACUGUAGUAAAGUUUGUCAGAUAAGUGUAUAAUAUGAUUUUCAUUAUUAGGGUAGGGGUAAUAAAGGGUAGUGUGGUAUUGUGUAGAGCAGAGAAUACACAAAGAUGCUAGAUGAAGCAUUCCAUCAAAUAAACUCAAUCAAGUAUAUAAAACCAUUUGCUAAAUCUGCUGUCCCUAUGUACUUUUGUCUGUAUAUUCUGUCCAGGCUGCAGUUUAGCGAAACACCAACACCUUCACAGUCCUCUUACAGUAGUUUGUGAUUCACAUAAAGGGUUCAGGUGUACAGAAAGAGUCAAUCUCCUCUCUCUAAAAGCUGUAUAAAGUGUAUUGAAAUGAGUUUAGCUUUUCACUUUGAAUUAUUUUGUUUAUUUUUAUGUCAUGGUGGAAUAAUUUCAAGGUUUAAGAACCCCAUGAAAUGUAAACUGAACCAUUAGGAGUUAAUGUGGUACAGAAAUAAGUACAUUAUGUACAGGAAAUUUACUGUUAAAUUAAUUUUCCUCCGUAUUUCAUUACUGUAAUAUUGACUGUUGCCUCUUGUAAGCUUGAGGUCCUGGCAGCUUUCCACAGUGCUUUGUACACAAAUAUCUGUUCAUUUCUUGGCUCAUAGAUAAGCAUACAGUGAUGGUAAUACUUUAAACUAACAGUGGUGAUAUCAUUGUUCUCUGUUUGUUUUGUCAUCUGCAAAUUUCCGUUUAACCAGUUUCAAACGAUUCAGUUCGACUAGAGAUAUCACCAACAUGUCCACCUCUCAAACUGCUCUUCUGAUUUCCAUUUUGUCAGAGUCACUCUCCAUGAACUGAACUUUGAUUUCCAUUUCAUGGGGUUUUCAAGCAAGAAAAAAAAAAGGGAAAUAGUGUGUGAGUGCUGGGUCACAGAUCUGCAGGAGCCUUUUUUUCCAAAACUAAAAACUGAAGACAAACAGAGAAGCACAACAAUGUCUGAAUGAGUAACUGUGUUCCUUUGCCAACAAAUAGAUCGCCUUUGGAUUGGUUUGAAUGGGGAAAGAUGACAAGGCUGUCUUAUUCAAAUCUGGAAAAAAAUGCAUUUUUUGGAAAAUGUAAGCUAAAUCACGUCUUUUAUAAAAAAAGAAAUGUUUCUAAUAUAUUUGUUUAAAUGGUCCUAAGCUCCCUGCUGUAUAUUGUGUCUGCUAAAAUGUGGUUGAUUGUGAAAAUUGCUGUUAAAUUCUGGAUUCCCAUAUUCCUUCAAAUUUGUAUAUUAGCCACCUUAUCUAUUUACAUUUUUCAUUUUUCACUGCAUAAUUCUUAUUAGAAAACUUUUAAACAAAUGUAUUUUGUUUUGGCGCAAGGCAUGUAUAUAAUGUGUGAAAACUAAACUUUAAUACACAUUAGCAUGUUUUUGUUUGGUUCUUUUUCAUGUUUAAUUUAUUUAAGAGAGAACCACAAUGGGAGUGUAUUUGUUACUUGGUUUCGGAGAGCAGUGGCUUCUUGUGCUUUCGGUGUGCUCUUAAGUACUACAGAUAUAAUUUGGUGUUGUAGAAAAAUUUGCUGAACAAAAAAGGAAAAGUUAAACAAAUCUGGAAUAAUAAUUGUGGUGUCAUGUACACUGGCCUUGAUGUGGCGACGAAAACGUGCAUCAUCAAAUCCUUAAAGUACCAAAAUGCAUCAAAAGAAACAUUACCUUCCUGUUGGAGGCAGCGAAAGUCUGACACAUACGCUGACAAACGUGACAUCCUAGUAAACACCGCCUGUUUCUUUUCAUCCAUCCCCACCCUUCGUCUUUCAUCAGUCUGCAGGAAUUUGGUUGAUUUACUCUGCGCUGAAAGGACGAUGAACACUGUGGCCUCUGGAACUAAAGACUUAAAGGCAAGGCACUAAUCUGCUAAGAGGGACCAAAUUAUCACCAAGGGCAAUAAAAAAUAGUGGGCCCAGCUGUCUCCAAUUCGAUGGCCAAUUUACAACAUUAUGCAAAUAGGGUCAGUAAAUAAGGUCUUUCUCUGUGUGUUAUAGCUCACACAGUGAUGGAGUGAGUCACAAGUUUGGAAGCACUGGAUCGAUCACUUUGGUUUUUUGCUCGGCACCUCACCUCAGAAGUUUACGCUGCAUAUUGCAUUUUAAGUAUGUUAAUUUUUUGUUCAGUUUUAGUGCACUUACAAUACACCGUUAUUUACAGGUUUAACUUCAACCUCACCGCAAACUUUCAGUAGAUCCAGACUAAAGCUUUCUAGACAGGCUCUGGUCUUUAGGAACGUUAUGUAUCACAUGUGUGCAUAGAUACGUUUAUCACAAUGAUGUGAUGUCUUGUACUUUUUUUCUUUUUUUACUUUUCUAUUUUCUUUUUUAUUCAUUUUGUCUUAAAUCAGUGAGGAUGUCAAUCAGUUCUAUUGCUUUAUGCGGGUGUGUCCAUCUUAAAAAUAAGAGCGCAGUCAAACUUGUUGAUUCUGAAGUUAGAGAAACAGGCUGUUUUAUAUUAAUUGAACACUCAUUAAUAAGCUGGUCUGCAGUGAUUAAUUGGUGCUUGCAUUAGAGGUGAAACAGGUGCCAUUUACUGAAUUAUGCACUCUGACUAAUUUGAUGGAUAUUUCUUAGUGAAUGGUGAAAUGUGUUUUAUUUUUCUUUCUGAAAACCACAUGUAAAUAUUUGUUUUGACAGGAGCUAAUUUGUUGCAAAUGGCUUUUUAUGAUAGUAAGACCAAACCUGGAUCUUUUUUCAUUUGUUAUUCUAACAGCCUGGCACAUACCAUCGUGUACUAUUUUGCUAUGAUAGAAUCAACAAUAGCUUGGGGUCAGUUAUUAGCUGUAUUUCUUUUCUGUUGCCAGUUGAAACUAAGCUUUAAACUUGUUAUGUCCUCGCUUUCCAACAUUGUUCAGUUAAUAUCCACCACAUCGUGGGCCUCUAAUUUCAUCCUGGCUGCAAGACAGUAAUGAGCACAAGUCCAGUUUUUAGAUUCAUCUGUGUUUGGUCCAAACAAACCAACUUUCUUUGAAGAAAGCAAAGAUUUGAAUGCACAUAAAAUACAUUUUUCAGUAAGAUUAAAGCCGUUUCUCUGUUUCUUAUGGCUAAAAUCAAUGGGUGAUUUCUUGCAGUUUCGUCAUUCACAACUGCUUGUAGGAUUGUAGGAUUGUUCCCUUUCAAAUGAUUGAGACUGCAGCCGUCAGCAGCAGGAAUCAUAUGUGUGUGAUCUAUCUGCAUUGGUCAACAGACCGUAACAACGGAAACAUAUUUCAUUAUACUACAAGUUACUGUUGAUGUUGACUAAGUGCGCUGACAUAAUAAUGCAAAAUAGCAUCAGAACACAAGAUAUCUUGAAAUGUAAAUUCAACUGAAAAAGAAGAACAUCAGAACAUCUUCGGACACAUAAUGUAGUGAGCUGUUUGUUUGUGCCUUGUGACUCUGCACCUCCACUUUAUUCCUUUGUCCUCCUCCUGCCUGUCUGCUGCUUUUACAGAGGGAUGAGACAAGCUUAUGUGAUUGGUGAUUAUUGAAGCACGUCCAAACGCCACCUGCUGACACUGCAUUAUGUUUUCAUCCUGCUACAGCCUUUCACCACCCCAGGAGCACCUCUGGUCACAGAAUAUUACAGUCAGUCAGGCACACACACACACACACACACACACACAUAUCCAUUGCCCCCAAAGUUGUGCUAACGGUUGUCCCAAUUUUCAGGAAAUUAGAGGUCCAUAUCAACUAAAAACUCUAAGUCCCUAAUUAUAAAGGGAUGAAUAAGAAGACAAUGGCCACUUUGAGUCAUAAUCUAUCUAAAAUACUUUAUUUUUAAUAUAGUUGUAUUCUCCACAGCAGCAGCAGUGAUGAUAGCAUGACAUGGCCCAGUCGAGUCAUGUCUCUCUUCAUCUGACUCUUCAUGUGUCUUUGCUGUACAGUUUGGCUUCAGUGCACUUCUUUGUUCCUCUGCAAUACUGACAAGAAUCAAUCAGCCCGAUCUCCAUAUUGUCACAAUGAUGACAGCAACGUGGGACAAAUCGCAUGUAGUGAUGUUUUGAUCCCUUUUUGUUUGUUUGUUUUUGAUUCUAUCUGUUUCUUUUGUUUUACAUCUCAGGAAGAUAUUUCAUUUAGAGACUUUUUUCUGUUUGUUUGUUUUCUGUCUUGAAACGGGGACUUGUGAGCACGUCCCACUCUGCUAGUCCCUAAAUGCUGACACCAUGUACUUUGUUGAGUUUCAAAUUAUCACAAUGUUAAUAAAAUUAUUCAGUGAUUCUUCAGUAAUUCUGUCAUCUUGCUGUCAUUGGGAUAUUAGACUAUAAGAAGCAGUUUUUUGAUAUGAUCGCUGACUUGAAAUACCGAUAUUUAGAAAUAUGCUGCAAAUAAUCAUGAGUUUCAAGAGUGAUCAAAGUUGUGUUAUCUCAUUUAAGCUUAUCGUGUGUAAGCACUUUGACGCUUUUGUCCUCUAUCAUAAUGUUUUCCUUGUAGAAACACACACAUCUUUGUGUAUAUCAGUCAGUCGUUCACAAAAUACAAAAUAUCCACAGUAAAAGCUAAGUGAAGAUCAGAUUAGAGCUAGACACAUGUUAGUUCAGCUUCUGAUGUACCUUGGUGGAAUAAGGGGUUUCAUAUUAAGCUGUAACGAGAGGGCUUGAUUUGAUAUAUAGCACCAUAAUGGAGGUGUUUUUCUCCCAUCAUCUGUGGGAUUUAUUAUUAUUUAAUUUAGAGGUUUGUUCUCAUGUAUGAAACAAAAAUUGUUGAAUAAAUAGUUGCC
Scatophagus argus is the source of this 7139-nucleotide messenger RNA. RefSeq names its product cell adhesion molecule 2a (gene cadm2a). Bases 405 to 1706 code for a protein of 433 amino acids. The transcript has 11 exons. Lineage: Eukaryota; Metazoa; Chordata; Actinopteri; Scatophagidae. The record is from RefSeq and is a predicted model, not a curated record.